UGUAUUUGCUGGGAGGAAGAGAUGGCUGCAGCGUGUGUUGAUUUUACAGAAUUUUAUUACCUGCUGUUUAAAAGUAUUUAGGUUGGGUAAAACCGUUUCCUAAUGACAUAUAAGACAUUUGUUCUUUUAUUGCAUGCACUGAGUUCUGAAACAAAGAGUCAGUUUUCUGUUUUAUUUAAAAACUCAGACAGCGCGGAGUGGGUCAGCUGUGCACACAGAAAUGUUGAAUUUGUUUGUUUACUGAGAAAACAAACGUAUUAUACGUUAUAGCUGCACAUGAUGCAAACAGCGUUACUCCUUGUAAAGUAAGACGGUUCUGGUGUUUGUUUUCUUUCUUAAUCGCACCAGAAGUGUGGCAUUUAUAUGAAUGUGAAUUCUCCAGGGGGAAAUACAUACAUUAAAAGCAAAGAGGAUUCUGCUACUCGAGUCUCAAGCUAACAGUCAGUGAAGAUGGAGGUCAGUGUCUCCGUGUCGUUCUUUCAAGACGAGCUCGCCUCUACCAUCGAGCACGCAGUGAAAGCGGCUGUAGACACCGUCUUGUGCCAAAUCACAAAAGUUGUCGGCGGCAAAUUCACUGAAUUCCGAAUGGAAAUGGCUGGAAAGGAGAAAGAGAAUGAAAGUCUGAAGCUGAGAUUGGAAAUAUCAGAGAGCGAGUUGAAAGCAGUGCGGGAAUGCAUGAACGCUGCAGAUGCAGACAUUAAACAACCUCUCAGAAACAUGAACCCCGACUGCAAUGAACAAGACUUUCAGAGGAUCGAGAACCAGGGAUUAUUUCAAGAUCCCAAAGAGAGCCAUACUGUCCCUGAAUCUGAAGCACAGGAGGGGCCAAGGAUGGAAGCAGUUUACAAACAAGAGGAGUCCUUUGACCAGGAGUGGUGUGCAAGUCUAAAGCAGGAUACAGAGCUGACAUGUGUUAAAGAUGAAGAGGUCCCUCGACUGGAAUGUGUUCCUAUUAAAGAGGAAUUCAUAGAACAGGAAUGUGUCCCCAUCGCAGAGGAAGUUCCUACUGAAAAUAAUGUCUGUACACUUGAGGAGAACAACCAGCUGGGAUCCAACCUGUGUGAUGAUUGUCCACCUGAAUGUGAACUGGGAUUUGGAGCUGCUAAGGGGAAUCAAACAGGAGACACUCCAUUUCCCUGUGCUGAUUGUGGGAAGAGAUUCAGUUGUUUAUCCCAGCUGGAAAUCCACCAGCGUGUUCACACAGGAGAGAAACCGUAUCACUGUAAUGACUGUGGGAAGAGAUUCACACAGUUAGGACAUCUUCAAGCACAUCAGCGCAUUCACACAGGAGAGAAACCUUAUCACUGUGGUGAAUGUGGGAGGAGUUUCAGUCGCUCACCGCAGCUUAAAAGCCACCAGCGCAGUCACACAGGAGAAAAACUUUAUCACUGCACUGUGUGCGGGAAGAGAUUCACACGAGUAGGAAAUCUUCAAUCACACCAGCGCAUUCACACAGGAGAGAAGCCUUAUCACUGCACUGAGUGUGGGAGGAGUUUCACGUAUUUAAGUUCUUUGAAAAUCCACCAGCGGACUCACAAAAAAGAGAAAUCUUAUCAAUGUAGCGAAUGUCUGAAGAGUUUCAGUCACUUAUCAAACCUUAAAAGACACCAUAAAAUUCACACAAGAGUUCAGCUAGUUUUUGGGCCUCCAGGGAGACAAGAGAAUUCACAGAAUUUCAGUCAGUUGAGGACACCUCAACACCAGGACUACAUUUGAGUAAAAUACAGAAAUAUUUACUGAACAAAAGAAUAAACUUGCUUGAUAAAUAGUGUUACUUCUAAUCAUUUCAGAUCCAAAAUGUACACUCCCCACUAGUUACAAAGUCUCCAGCUCUUUCAAGUCAAUGCUAAGCUUUGGUCAAUUCUGAGCUUCACACCUCAAACAAGUUUUUCGGAAGAUGUGUUGCUUGUUCCCAUCAUGCAUUUGCAGUAACAUGCUGCAAGAUAAAUGCUAAAUAACCAGAUUAAUAAAUAUGAGCUGAACUGAGUGUAGUGUUGUUUUUUAAAUAUCUUUUUAGAUUUAAAUAAAUGUUGAUUGCCCUCAAAGGAAAAGUAAUACUGUUUGAGGGCGCCGUGGCUGAUGCUAACACUGUGGAAGCCUGUGAUGCAUGAAGUCCGACCAUGAGAGAGCUUCUGAAGAUAGGUUAGGAUGGAGGAGGAUGUGUUUCAUUGCCUUGCUGUCUGAACUGAUAUAAGUUACAAAUAGAAACAAUCCCAAUGGUGUAUAUACAGUUAUGGGUAAUGGGGAUUCUCCAGGUGUAAAUGCCAGUCCAUGUUGGAGCCUGAACUGGUUUACAUUGUUUUAAAAUAAAAUGUUAAUAUUUAAAUGAUUGUGUGACAGAGAAAGAAGGAAUUUGAGCUGUAACCUCCCCCCCCCCCCUUCUGUUUGGACAUUCCUUAUUCACCCGCACCACUCACAUCCUGACAGAUUGUCAGUUUUUUGUUAUUUUUCAAUAAAGCACUAGACAGUUUCCCUGCAAUUUAUUCAUCACUUGUACUGCUUUUUGCAAAACUUUCAAUAUAAAGGUUUCAAUAUAGGGCAGCAGUGUGGAGUAGUGGUCAGGGCUCUGGACUCUUGACCGGAGGGUCGUGGGUUCAAUCCCAGGUGGGGGGACACUGCUGCUGUACCCUUGAGCAAGGUACUUUACCUAGAUUGCUCCAGUAAAAACCCAACUGUAUAAAUAGGUAAUUGUAUGUAAAAAUAAUGUGAUAUCUUGUAACAAUUGUAAGGUGCCCUGGAUAAGGGCGUCUGCUAAGAAAUAAAUAAUAUAAGUAA
Molecule: messenger RNA, 2775 nt
Organism: Acipenser ruthenus (sterlet)
Lineage: Eukaryota; Metazoa; Chordata; Actinopteri; Acipenseriformes; Acipenseridae
Product: zinc finger protein 300-like
Exons: 3
Coding region: 451-1716 (421 amino acids)
Biological process (GO): regulation of transcription by RNA polymerase II
Molecular function (GO): RNA polymerase II cis-regulatory region sequence-specific DNA binding; DNA-binding transcription factor activity, RNA polymerase II-specific
Source: RefSeq, a predicted model, not a curated record